Lachnellula hyalina is the source of this 2058-nucleotide messenger RNA. RefSeq names its product putative lipase (gene atg15). Gene Ontology annotation, molecular function: glycerophospholipase activity. Bases 1 to 2058 code for a protein of 685 amino acids. The transcript is spliced from 2 exons. NCBI's taxonomy places the organism in Eukaryota, Fungi, Ascomycota, Leotiomycetes, Helotiales, Lachnaceae. The record is from RefSeq and is a predicted model, not a curated record. Gene Ontology annotation, biological process: piecemeal microautophagy of the nucleus; neutral lipid catabolic process; macroautophagy.
AUGCCUAUACACCGGCAAUCAAGGUGCACUUCUGCUGGCAGAGUCACAUCCCGAAUGUUGCUCUCGUUCCUGUUGUUAUCGGCACCGAUAGCUGCAUCUGGAGGGGAUUUGGCCCGUCAACAACAACACCCAGCCCCAAUUUUGCCUCCCAUACCUGCGACUCCUCUAAUUCAAGAUCCUGGGCGUAACGAACAUAUAUUUACCUUACGGCAUGUCUUCCAUCAUGGCGACCUCAACCGCCCCACUCAGCAUCUACGGCAUGAUGUUCCGAAAGAAGAGCCGUCUUUAUGGAUAGAAACAGAAGAUGAAGGGACAGUUGAGGAGGUGAAUCGGCCAUUGGUUGUUCGAAGCAACUCUAUAAACAUACAUCGAUUAAAGGACCGACGCCCCUCGGUGGUAGACCCUAUGGUGGCUGCAGCCCGGGAAUACGACCAAGUAUGGGCAUCGUCACCAGAUAUUUGGACUUUCGAUGAAGUCCGUGGGCCAAAUAUUACCGACCCCGAAACUAUCUUGACUUUUGCUCAAAUGGCAGCCAACGCCUAUGUGGACGUCCCUGAUACAGGCAAUUGGAAGGAUGUAAAUGGGGGCUUCAAUAGAACGGAUGACCGGGGCUUUGGUUGGGACAGCGAUGGGCUUCGAGGAUAUCUAUACGCGGACGAGACGAACUCUACGAUCGUUAUCGGCUUGAAGGGGACGACUCUUGCUAUUUGGGAUGGAGACGGAACCACGACAAAUGACAAGGAGAAUGAUAACCUCUUCUUCAGCUGUUGUUGUGGGCAACAGGGAAGCUACCUUUACCGUACGGUUUGUGACUGUGCUACCGCGACAUAUACUUGCAAUUUGACCUGCCUCAAGCAGAGUCUCAAGAAGGAGAACCGAUAUUACGCGGCUGCUCGACAUCUCUAUAACAACGUCACAGCGCUCUAUCCCAAUUCCGAGGUUUGGAUGUCAGGCCACUCUCUUGGAGGUUCUGUCAGUGCUAUGAUCGGCCUUACGUACGGGAACCCUGUUCUUACUUUCCAGGCUGUCCCGGAUGCGUUACCUGCAAAUCGGCUUGGGCUUCCAGUACCCCCAGGAGUAGAUCCCGAUAGACCAGGGCAGCGGGAAUUUACGGGAGCUUACCAUUUUGGCCAGAAUGCCGAUCCAAUUUAUAUGGGAACAUGCAACGGAGCUACGGCCAGUUGCUCUUAUGCCGGCUAUGCGUUGGAAAGUGCAUGUCAUACUGGACGAGAAUGUGUAUACGAUGUGGUCACAGACAACUCUACGAGGGUUUCUAUUGUCACGCAUCGAAUCAUAUGGGUGAUCAAUAAUGUACUUACGAAGUAUACGACAGUACCAGAGUGUAAAUUUACCCCUGAGUGCUACGACUGUCCCUUGUGGAAAGAAGUCACUGGGAAUAGCACUAAGACAUCCACUACUUCCUCUUCCACUUCCACCACCCGAACGAAGACUAGAACAUCGACCUGCGAAACUCCUGGAUGGUGGGGCUGUUUGGAUGAGACGACCACGACUUCUGGUAUAACUACCACUAGCAGUAGCAGCACUACAACCACGACAUCAACAUCAACAUGUAAGACUCCUGGGUGGUUUGGCUGCAAUGAUGAAACCACGACGACUAGUAAACCACAGACUACAAUUCCAACAGCUACAGCUACACAAACCAAGCAUACAGAGUCAUCGACGAUCACGUGUGAGACUCCUGGCUGGUUCGGUUGUAAUGAUCCAACUUCGACCGCAGCUCUGACUUCAGCCUCACACUCUACAGCAGAGUGCAGUUUACCAGGAAUGUUCUGGGGAUGUUAUGACCGAACUACAACACAUACUCAAUCUCAUCCCAUUACCUCGCCACCUCCGAUGCCUACUGUAACUUCAACGACUCGUGUGCCUAGCAAGACAAGCAGCUAUUCCUGUACAUCCCCCGCUUGGUUCGGGCUGGUCUGUGAGGACCCCUCGCCUGUACCUACAAACUCACCAGAGAAAUCACAUUGUUUGCGACGAAGCUGGCUUGGGUUCUGUAGAGAUUGGUCAGGUACGAAUGAUGUUUAUAAAGAUAUCUAG